Lucilia sericata (common green bottle fly) is the source of this 2846-nucleotide messenger RNA. RefSeq names its product EF-hand domain-containing protein D2 homolog. NCBI's taxonomy places the organism in Eukaryota, Metazoa, Arthropoda, Insecta, Diptera, Calliphoridae. Gene Ontology annotation, molecular function: calcium ion binding. The record is from RefSeq and is a predicted model, not a curated record.
UCUCUAAUUAUUCCAUUUUUCUUUCUCUCUUUUCAUUACAGCUACGACAUUGGGCAUGAUGGUUAUUUAGAUUUGACCGAAUUAAAAUAUAUGAUGGAAAAAUUGGGCGCCCCACAAACCCAUUUGGGCCUUAAGGACAUGAUCAAAGAAGUCGAUGAAGAUAAUGAUGGCAAAAUCUCAUUUAGAGAAUUUUUAUUAAUCUACCGCAAAGCACAAGCCGGUGAAUUAGACUCCGACUCAGGCCUCAACGCCUUGGCCCGCCUAACCGAAAUCAGUGUCGAAGAGGUCGGCGUAAGUGGUGCCAAGAGUUUCUUUGAAGCGAAAAUCGAACAACAAUUAAGAACUAAUAAAUUUCAUGAUGAAAUCCGACAAGAACAAGAGGAAAGACGUCGCCAGGAUGAGGAAAAAGCAAAUCGGCGUUUAUUGUUUCAACAAAGAGCUGCAAUUUUCCAAUAAAUUUCCUUAUUGCCCAAGCAAUUGCUGAGUAAAACUGGGGUCUUUCUUUAAUAGAAUAAAACAAAACAUUUUUUUUUUUCUUAAAGAAAUCUGCCCCCAAAACAUAUUAAGCUUUAAAGUCGACAUAACUAUUUUAAUAUUUAGUUUAUUAUAUUUUUUAAUUAAUAAUAUUAUGAUUUUAUGUUUUAAACUAUUAAGUAACAAAAACCUAAAAAAAGUGGUAUAUAAAAAAAUAGUUUAAAAAUUAAGCUUAGACUAAAAGAAAAUUUUUAAGUUUGAUACUGGAAAAUGUUUCUUUUUUUAUUCAAUUUCUUGUUAAUUUGUUUAAAUUUAUUGUAGAAGAAAAAAACAUUUAGGGAUUUCGUAAAACCACACAAACACAUCACAUUUAAUUGAUUUGAUUAAUAUAAAAUGAUCAACAUAUACAUCACAAUUUUACUAUACUAUACAUAUAAAUUAUCAUCAUAAUCAUCUAUUUAACGUUUAAACUUUAUAUAUACAAAUAAAAAAACCAUAAUUAAAUUAAAUCUUAUAAAAAAACAUAAUCAAAAACUUAACAUACAAACAUACAUACAUCUUAGAAAAUAAUUAAAAUUUACAUUAUUAAGCAUUUUAUAACGGAAGAAACUCAAAAAGAGAACUUAUUAAAGAAUUAAUUAUUGUCUUUAUAAAUUUUCCUAAUUCCUUCUUCGUUUGGGUUGAAGUUCAAAUUUGAAGUUAUACUUACUAAUUUCUAACAGCGUUUGAAAUCAAAUGUACACUACAUAAAGUCCUAUACUAGGUCCAAAUUAACACUAAAUAUUGAAGUUAAAUUUGAACUAUAUAAACUCAAAAGAUUUAAGAUCAAUUUAACUCAAAGAUUUAUGUUAAAUCUGAACCAAAUAAUGAUCAAGAAUUUAAGAUACAUAUGAUUCACAUAAAGACCCUAUUUAGAUCACAUAAAGUUCUAUAAUUAAAGUCGAAUUUAGUCAACAUAAAGGUCUAAUGAUCUAAAAUCUUUAUGUUAACUAUGGUUUCCAAUUUGGACUUUAAAAAAAACAUAAAAUAAAAGUUAAAUUUGAUCCAUAGAAAGACCAAAGAUUGAAGUAAAAAUUGACCAAAAUUGAAGUUGAACUUCCUCCACAUAAAGACUAAUAACUGAUUUUAAAAUCGGAGCAAAUUUAAAUCAUAGAUAGAUCUGCCUUUCAAAUUAAAUUUCGAUUAAGUAAACAUCAAGAUUCAAUGAGAAAUUUGAUCUUAUAGGCCAAAGAUUAAUGUUAAAUUUAUACUGCUGAAAAGUCUAAGAUUAAAGUUAUAUGUGGUCCACAUAGAGACCUCUAAAUAAAGUUUAAGUUUUUCUACAUAAAGAUCGAAGAUACAGUAAAAUUUUGGAUCAUGUAAAGAUCUGCAAUUGAACUUAAAUAUACUCCACAUAUAGAACAAAGAUUGAAUUAAAAUUUGGAUCACAUAAAGAGAAAUGGACAUCAAAUUUGGAUCCAGUUUGAAGUUAAAUUUGGGUUUAAUAAAUAUCAAGAUUUAAUGAUACAUUUUUACCACAUAUAGGCCCAAGGUUAUUGAUCAAUUUAUACUGCAGAAAGUCCUACGAUUAAAGUUAUAUUGUUCCACAUAGAGACCUCAAAUUAAAGUUAAAAUUUUUCUACAUAAAGAUCGAAGAUUACAGUAAAAUUUGGUCCACUAAAUGAACUUUUUUUUAUUCGAUAUAAAGAUCAAAGUAUCAAAUCAAAUUUGUAACACAUGGACACGGAAAUGGACAUCAAAUUUGGAUCCAAUUUGAAGUUAAAUUUAGAUUUAAUAAAUAUCAAGAUUUAAUGAUACAAGGUUAUUGAUCAAUUUAUACUGCAGAAAGUCCUACGAUUAAAGUUUUAUUUGUUCCACAUAGAGACCUCAAAUUAAAGUUAAAGUUUUUCCACAUAAUAUCGAAGAUAACAGUAAAAUUUGGACCACGAAAAGAUCUCUUUUAUUCGAUAUAAAGACCAAAGUUUAGAUUUAAAUUUCGAUCACAUAAAGAGAAAUUGACCUCAAAUUUGGAUCCAGUACAGAACUGCAAUUGAAGUUAAAUUUGAAUUAAAUAAAUAUCAAGAUUUUAUGAUUGAUUUGAUCCACAUAAAAUUCUACGUCCAAAGUUAUAUUUUGUUAAAAUGUUUCCACAUAAAAACCGAAGACUGAAUUAGGUAUAUGUAGAGCCAAGCCUGGACAUAUCUGGACAAAGAAUGGAAUUUCUAUAGUGUCAUCCGUUACAACUCAUUCAAGAGAAAAAAUAGACACAUUCACGCGAUUAUGUGGAUAUGGCUAGGUCCAUAUACUACUGACUCAUUUUUGAACAACACACGCCCAGCCUUGGCUCCACAUUCACUCCUCCUUUUCAGGGUAUGUGUUGUCUAUUUCGGCAA